This is a messenger RNA of Aureobasidium namibiae CBS 147.97, 219 nucleotides long. Its product is annotated as RNA polymerase II transcription factor B subunit 5. Lineage: Eukaryota; Fungi; Ascomycota; Dothideomycetes; Dothideales; Saccotheciaceae. The transcript is spliced from 3 exons. The record is from RefSeq and is a predicted model, not a curated record. Gene Ontology annotation, cellular component: transcription factor TFIIH core complex. Bases 1 to 219 code for a protein of 72 amino acids. Gene Ontology annotation, biological process: transcription initiation at RNA polymerase II promoter; nucleotide-excision repair.
AUGCCUCGUGCGACAGCCGGUACCCUGGUCCAGUGCGAUCCCUCAAUCAAAGCCAUCAUCAGCAAAAUCAACGAAGAAAACGGCGGCCUCUAUAUCUCCGAAGACAUUGACGACGAGACAUGCUUGAUCAACACUAAGAAGCUUGAUGAACUCAAGCAAAAGCUCAAAGAUGCCCUCAAAGACACUGUUCGUGAAGCAGAAGACUCGAGCUCCGAGUAG